UACUUCAUGAGACGAUGCAAGACAAUUCAAAUGCUGUUCCUCUGUUUGAUGAUGAGGAUGCGAGUAAGUCAUGAGCGGCCCACGUCGAAAAAGCUGCUGGAACAAAUGCUGCCUGCUGACACUUUUGACGUCAUCCGGAGAAUACCUCGCUCCGAUGAACCCGGUCCGGAUGCCAAAGGCGAUCUGAUGCUGUUGCAUGCUCCCUGCGAGUUUGACUUGAUAAGAUACACAUCGAUUAACUACUUUCCCAGUUAUUGCCUCCCCGUCUACACAAAUCGGCACGUGAACGAGGACUGGUAUCGACUUUAUAGGACCUACGACACCGAGGGCUAUGUAUUCGGGCAGUUUUACGAGCGCCUCCAGCGGUACGAGUUGGACUGAAUAAAUGCCC
Drosophila mauritiana is the source of this 391-nucleotide messenger RNA. RefSeq lists its product as uncharacterized. The transcript is spliced from 2 exons. The record is from RefSeq and is a predicted model, not a curated record. Bases 7 to 381 code for a protein of 124 amino acids. NCBI's taxonomy places the organism in Eukaryota, Metazoa, Arthropoda, Insecta, Diptera, Drosophilidae.